Molecule: messenger RNA, 1623 nt
Organism: Bipolaris zeicola 26-R-13
Lineage: Eukaryota; Fungi; Ascomycota; Dothideomycetes; Pleosporales; Pleosporaceae
Exons: 2
Coding region: 1-1623 (540 amino acids)
Source: RefSeq, a predicted model, not a curated record
AUGCUCUCCCAUCUCGUCACUGCCGCCUCGCUCUUCACAGCAACAACACUCGCCUUGUGCCCUCCACCUGGCCCCAUUCUCCCACCCCCAUCACUAGCUACUGGUGCCUCAAAUUUUACAAUCCCAAGGGCCGUGUUCCAGAACUUCACUUUUCUGCAAAACACAUCUUUCGCAGUACAAGUCUCGAUUGGCAAUACCACAAUCUUCCAACAUCAACACUCAGCACCUGGUCGCCAAGUGAACCAGCCGUUAUUCGAAACCCAAAUUCGCAUCGCCAGCGCCACCAAGUUCAUCACUGCUCUUGCGCUGGAGCUCAGCAAGGAUGUCCUCAGCCUCGAAGAUCCCAUCACUAAGUCCGUCCCUGGGUUGAGCGAGGACCUAUACGGCGAUGUGACACUAAAAGCCCUGGCAGACCACACCUCUGGCCUUGGUAGAUUUGGAUAUGUAGGCGACUUAGCAUACGGACGCAACGCCCCCCUCCUCGGCCUCCCCAACAUCACCAACACCCUCCCCGGCUGCGACCCCGUACCCGGCGGCCGCGUCUGCACACGCCAACAAGUCCUCGAUAUGUUCAACAACCCAACCUACGCACCGCACUCCCCCAAUUCACGCGCCAUGUACAGCAAUAUCGGCUACAUACUCCUCGGCCACGCCCUCGAAACAGCACACAACACAAGCUACGAGUCCGUCAUCCAAACCCUCAUCCUCGAUCCCGCUGGUAUGACGAAAUCGACAUUCAAAGCACCUACAGAUGACGGCGCAGCUAUACUCCCUCGCCGCCCUGAAGACGCAAGUUGGUUCGUCGCCGACUUUGCGAACUUGAAUCCCACAGGCGGGUUAUGGUCCACGCCCAAAGACAUGCUCAAGCUCCUUCACGCCCUACAAAAUGGCAUCUUGCUGAGUCCCAGCGAGCUCCGCGCCUGGAUGCAACCAACAACCUUCCUACGCUCAACGCAGCAAUACGUCGGUGUGGCAUGGGAAAUCUUCCGCAUCACUGAUCUACCGCUGGAGUUUCCGCGCGCAAUAGAUGUGUAUACGAAAGCUGGGGGCGUGCCAGGAUACGGAUCAUACGUGGCGCUGAUACCAGAGUUUGAUGUAGCGAUCACGGUGAACGCUGCGGGAGGCGAGACGUCAUAUUCGUCGAUUGAGCUGCUGGGCACGUUAGUGUCGGCGGUAGUGCCGUAUGCAGAUGCACUGGCUCGGGAGCAAGCUGCAAAGAAAUAUGCGGGGACAUACAAGUCUGCUACCUCGAAUGAUACUGUUGUCCUGUCUGCUGCGUCUGGCCCGGGCCUUUCGAUUGAUGCGCUGACAGUUAAUAAUGUGCCUGUUCUUCGGGCAUUGGCUGCGGGGCAGGGAAUUCGGAUUGACAAUUUUAGUCCGAGGUUGUAUCCUACUGAUCCGGAUUCUUUGGGUACAGAAGCGGAGAGUUGGAGGAUGUUGUUGGAUCAAAAGACGCCGGUGAAGAAGCUGUGGGGUGGGCUUGAGUGUAUGAGUUGGAACUUGGGGGAUCCGGCGAGGUAUGUUGGGGAGCCGCUUGAUACUUUUGUAUUUCAUGUGGAACAUGAGAAGGUUGUUAGUGUUGAGUUGCGUGGUUGGAGGGUGAAGCUCGACAAGGUUGAUUAA